Messenger RNA from Ustilaginoidea virens, 1470 nucleotides. RefSeq lists its product as uncharacterized. The transcript has 2 exons. NCBI's taxonomy places the organism in Eukaryota, Fungi, Ascomycota, Sordariomycetes, Hypocreales, Clavicipitaceae. The record is from RefSeq and is a predicted model, not a curated record. The coding region runs from base 1 to 1470 and encodes 489 amino acids.
AUGUCCGCAAAGUCGAUUUUCGAGGCCGACGGCAAGGCCAUCCUCAACUACCAUCUCACUCGUGCGCCCGUCAUCAAGCCUAGCCCUCUGCCUAAACCAACCAAGCAUAAUGCCCCUCCUCGACUGGCUUCUCUGCACUUCCCCGAGGAUGCCAAUGUUGAGGAUGUCCUCAACCAGGCCGAGGUUACCUACCCUUGGCUCCUUCAGCCCGGCGUCAAGCUUGUCGCAAAACCCGAUCAGCUUAUCAAGCGUCGUGGCAAGAGCGGUCUUCUAGCCUUGAAUAAGUCAUGGCCCGAAGCCAAGGCCUGGGUUGCUGAACGUGCUGGAAAGGAGCAGAAAGUUGAGCAUACCACUGGCGUUCUGAGACAGUUCCUCGUCGAACCUUUUGUUCCUCACUCCCAGGAUACUGAAUACUACAUCAACAUCAACUCCGUGCGCGAUGGCGACUGGAUUCUCUUCACCCACGAGGGUGGUGUUGAUGUUGGCGACGUCGAUGCCAAGGCCGAGAAGCUCCUGAUUCCCGUCCAUCUUGCCGAUUUUCCUUCGAAUGAGGAGAUUGCCGCCACCCUUCUCAAGAAGGUACCUCAGGGUGUUCACAAUGUUCUUGUCGACUUCAUUACUCGUCUGUAUGCCGUCUACGUUGACUGCCAGUUCACCUACCUCGAGAUCAACCCCUUGGUCGUGAUUCCCAACGAGGACAAGACCUCUGCCGCAGUUCAUUUCCUUGAUUUGGCUGCCAAGCUGGACCAGACAGCCGACUUUGAGUGCGGUGUCAAGUGGGCUAUUGCGCGGUCGCCUGCUGCCUUGGGCCUCACCAACAUUGCUCCUGUCAACGGCGAAAAAGUGAACAUUGACGCCGGCCCUCCUAUGGAAUUCCCGGCUCCCUUUGGCCGUGAGUUGACCAAGGAGGAGGCUUACAUCGCCGAGAUGGACGCCAAGACGGGCGCCUCGCUCAAGCUGACAGUCUUGAACCCCAACGGCCGUGUAUGGACGCUGGUUGCUGGCGGCGGUGCCUCGGUCGUUUAUGCCGAUGCCAUCGCGUCUGCUGGCUUUGCUGACGACCUUGCGAAUUACGGCGAGUACUCUGGGGCUCCUACCGAAUCGCAGACGUACCACUACGCGCGAACCGUCCUGGACCUUAUGCUCCGCGCUCCCAUGUCCGACAAGGGUAAGGUUCUCUUCAUCGGCGGUGGUAUUGCCAACUUCACCAACGUUGCCAGCACAUUCAAGGGUGUCAUUCGGGCCUUGAGAGAUUACGCCACUCAGCUGAUAGAGCACAACGUUCAGAUCUGGGUCCGUCGUGCCGGCCCCAACUACCAAGAGGGUCUGAAGAACAUGAAGGCCGCUACGCAGGAGUUGGGUCUCAAUGCCAAAAUCUUUGGCCCCGAGAUGCACGUCUCUGGCAUCGUACCCCUGGCUCUCAUCCCUGGCAAGUGGGAGGAAAGCAAGGCCCAGGAAUUCCAGGGCUAA